AUGGGUCUCCCACUAUUCAUUCCUCCGGUUGAGUCCGACGUAUCGUCCAAACCUUCUACGAAGAGCCGCUCGGAUCCAGCGCAUGCGCGAUCUUCCAUUCGUCGCAAUGAACGUCGUCGCCAACUCAAUGAAACUCGAGAGCAGCAUCGACUUCGCUUGGUAAAUGCAAUGCAAGCCACUGAUUCAGCUCUGACUGCUUUGCAAUCUCCGUCUGAAACUCGGUCCUUUCCACACCAAGCUGACACCCCUCGAGCAUCGGCUCGGACGUCAGCGCUCCAGAUCCCAAGUGCGGAAGAUGCAAGAAGCUCUGCGCAACCUGAUAUUGCUGAGAUACUUGACCGGCUAACUAGGAGUAACAUGCCUCGAAGCUCCGCCAUAUACGACUUGGACGAUGCUUGGAAUCAACUUGGCUAUAUGAUGCCUUCAGAUUUUCCUAGUAUCCAAUCUUCUUCAACUUCACGUCCUAACGCAUUACCAACUACAUCCCGUCAUGGACUUCCGCAUACCACCAGACGCACAAAUUUGAGGCGCGGGAUCGAUCGCAACAGUGAGGAGCCUCGUCCUCGACGCCCCCGCUAUGCUGAGCGCGACUUCGACCGGCUUCUGGCUAUCCGUGACGCUGAGCGCCGCUCUAGACACGCUACCUCGAUGAAUACCAUUGCUGCACGACAACAUCGACACGCCCAGCGGGCUAGGUACGUUGACGGACUCGGUGAUAGGGAUCGGAGUCUUAGCCCCGAAGGUGAUGGGGUUUGGGACACACUUCAAUCUACAUUGACCCCUGAUCCCCAACCGCCGAGUGUUGGCUCAUCUUUCGCAUCAGCCAUUUCUGCCAAUACAUCAGAUAGUAAUGGGGCCACCUCGGUGAACACAUCGAUGACAACACCAAAUGAAGAGGUAGAGCCUCCCUGCGACCCAGUCGUGGAUAAUCCCGGAAGUGAUGGUGAAGACGAUGUCGAAGAACGACCAUCGCGACAGACUACACCUCGGGAUUGGCGAUCUUAUGCAGAUGUUCUUGCCGAGGCACAAUCAGGACAGUCGAAUGAAUCUGCCGACGCAGGCGAUACUGAGAGAGAAUGGUUGUCAGGUAUGCACAGAAUUGUGGCGGGACUCGCCUCCCGAGUAGACAUCCCGGAUGAAUGGUGGGCUCAAGCAGGGCUGUCUCGCUCAAUGUCAUGGGAGGACUCCAUCUGA
Messenger RNA from Xylaria bambusicola, 1194 nucleotides. RefSeq lists its product as uncharacterized. Bases 1 to 1194 code for a protein of 397 amino acids. Lineage: Eukaryota; Fungi; Ascomycota; Sordariomycetes; Xylariales; Xylariaceae. The transcript has 3 exons. The record is from RefSeq and is a predicted model, not a curated record.